Fragaria vesca subsp. vesca is the source of this 1829-nucleotide messenger RNA. RefSeq names its product MATE efflux family protein ALF5-like. The record is from RefSeq and is a predicted model, not a curated record. NCBI's taxonomy places the organism in Eukaryota, Viridiplantae, Streptophyta, Magnoliopsida, Rosales, Rosaceae. Gene Ontology annotation, cellular component: membrane. Gene Ontology annotation, biological process: xenobiotic detoxification by transmembrane export across the plasma membrane. The coding region runs from base 1 to 1602 and encodes 533 amino acids. Gene Ontology annotation, molecular function: xenobiotic transmembrane transporter activity; antiporter activity. The transcript is spliced from 8 exons.
AUGGAGGUGACCGACUCAAGCUCUGUCGUCGGAACAUGGCUUGUCCACAAGGACUAUCUUCUGAAAACUGAAAACAACCAAGGGAAACCUAGCCUAUUGCAAGUUAUUCGAAGAUUAUUAAAACCAGAGCAAGGUCUCCAUCCAGAUUUCUGGAGUGAAGCCUUCAGUCCCUUCACACUUUCACGGUGUACAAGAGAAGAAGGAUCAAAAGGAAGGUGGUGGAAGAAAAUCUUAGAUAUUGAAGAGACCAAAAAACAGGUCCUGUUUUUACUGCCAGCAAUUCUAACUAAUGUGCUCUAUUCCUUCAUCAUAAUUGUUUCCGUCAUGUUUGCUGGCCACCUCGGUGAGCUUCAGUUGGCUGGUGCAACCUUGGCCAAGUCAUGGGCCAAUAUUACUGGUUUCGCAUUCAUGGUUGGGUUAAGUGGAGCUCUUGAGACGCAUUGUGGGCAAGGGUUUGGUGCAAAGUCAUAUAGAUUGUUGGGGAUUUAUCUCCAAGCUUCCUGUAUCAUAUCUUUGGUAUUCUGUUCCAUCAUAUCUGUAAUCUGGCUGUUUACAGAACCAGUGCUUAUUUUGUUCCAUCAAGACCCUCAAAUUUCAAAAUCUGCAGCUCUUUUUUUGAAAUAUCUGAUUCCAGGAUUAUUUGCAUAUGGUCUCCAGCAAAAUAUCUUGAGAUUUCUUCAGACGCAAUCCGCAUCUGUAAUGCCAAUAAUCUUCUCUGUAAUAUCCAUCGUUAGUCACAUUGGUAUUACAUAUGGUUUGGUACAUUGGACAGCUCUUGGUUUUAGGGGAGCUCCACUAGCAGCUUCAAUUUCACUGUGGAUAUCGGUUCUUAUGUUGGCCUUGAACAUUCGAUGUUCAAAGAAUUUUGAGCAUACAUGGGAAGGAUUUUCGUUGGAAUCAUUCAGUUACAUCCACACUGGUUUGAAACUUGCCCUCCCCUCUGCAGCAAUGGAAUGUUUGGAAGAAUGGGCCUUUGAGAUUUUGGUGUUCAUGGGAGGAUUGAUGCCAGACUCAGCGAAAACCACUGCACUGCUUGCACUGUGUGUGAACAUACAAGAAAUUGGGUACAUGGUGAUAUAUGGCCUCAGUUCUGCUGCCAGCACAAGAGUUUCAAAUGAACUGGGAGCAGGCAAUGUGGAUUGUGCUAAGGCGGCAAUGGCUGUUACUCUUCAGCUCUGUGUGCUUCUUGCUAUUCUUGUUGUUCUAGCUGUGGCGUUUGGUCACAAUAUCUGGGUUCACUUAUUCAGUAACAGCCAUACAAUAAGGGAGGAAUUUUCUUCUAUGAUACCAUUUCUUGCGAUUUCAAUAGCUAUUGAUUCUGUUCAAGGGGUCUUUUCAGGCGUGGCAAGAGGAUGUGGGUGGCAGCAUUUGGCUUUGUAUGUAAACUUGGGCACAUUCUAUUUCAUAGGUUUAACAAUUGCUGGUAUUCUUGGAUUUAAGUUGAAACUAUAUGCCCAGGGCUUGUGGAUUGGGAUCAUAUGUGGUCUCUCAUGUCAAUCGAGUGCUCUUCUGUUAAUCAUGCUGCUGAAGAAGUGGACUAAAUCUACAACAAUCGGAGAUGAUCCCAGGGGAAGUAAACCAGUUUCGGAGCCUAAAAUGUGAAGUGGCUAGCAAUAGACUGGCAGGGCAUGUAACUGCAAUAAUUGAUCUAAAGUGUUACAUAUGUUGGAGUUCUAUACCUUCAAAGUUAUUCUGAACUCUGAAUUGGGUUUAUAUCCAAAAGGAAGAAACUCUAAAAUCUCUAUCAACCUUGCCCUUGUUUGAUUUGAUGCAUGCUGAAGCUUAAGUUUUAUGUUUUCAGCAGCUUUUAGAUGCCUCAAACUAUGACA